GCCAUUUUGACAGGGUGCAUCGUGCAGCCAAUCAGAUCAUCGCAUACUGCUACAUUCUUCAGCUAUUUUCCUCUACUCGUCCUCUCUUUUCCGGAAAUUGCAGCGUGACCGACGUUUCGUGUCUUUCGCAGACUUAAAAAUGCGUUACGUGGCCGCUUACCUGUUGGCUGUUCUGGGUGGCAACGCCAACCCAUCCGCCAAAGACAUCAAAAACAUCCUGGGGAGUGUCGGAAUUGAGGCCGAUGAUGAACGUCUUAACAAGGUCAUCAGUGAACUGAAUGGCAAAGACAUCAAUGAAGUCAUGAAUGCCGGCCUCUCUAAGUUAACCUCCGUUCCAGCGGGUGGUGCAGUGGCGGUCUCUGCUGCUGCCGCCACUGGUGGCGGUGGAGCCGCACCUGCUGGGGAAGCACCUGCAGCGGAAGAGAAAAAGGAAGAGAAGAAAGAAGAAUCUGAGGAGUCUGAUGAAGACAUGGGCUUUGGCCUCUUUGAUUAAUCUUUCUUUUGUACCUAUAAAAAUACAAUAAAAAAAGGAAAACAUUUGUGUUUAAA
This is a messenger RNA of Megalobrama amblycephala (Wuchang bream), 549 nucleotides long. RefSeq names its product ribosomal protein, large P2 (gene rplp2a). The record is from RefSeq and is a predicted model, not a curated record. The coding region runs from base 140 to 493 and encodes 117 amino acids. Gene Ontology annotation, molecular function: structural constituent of ribosome. Gene Ontology annotation, biological process: cytoplasmic translational elongation. NCBI's taxonomy places the organism in Eukaryota, Metazoa, Chordata, Actinopteri, Cypriniformes, Xenocyprididae. The transcript is spliced from 5 exons. Gene Ontology annotation, cellular component: ribosome; cytosolic large ribosomal subunit.